ACUGUGUGAGUGUAUGUAUGUAUGUAUGUGUGCGAUGUGUGUAGUGUGUGUACAUGCAUGACAAUUAGAAUUUCCUCCAUCUAUCCCCUAUGAAUAUAAUCAAACUACACAUUCCGUAGUGAUUAUUCACUUGUGGGUGGGAACAAGUAUGUUUACUUACUGCUACUAUACCACGACCUAUUGCUGUAUUAAUAUCUAUCAUGUACGUAUAUGUAUGUAUACAUUAUGUACCUGCAAUCUUGUACUUUUUACAGUUACUGGAGCUACCGGAGCAAUGACAUUCAUAUUGUUGACCUCCAACCUCUGUCGCUGAUGAAACAUUUUCAGACACAACUAGUUCAUCACUUGUCUCAUCUUGAACUUUAAUACACUC
This is a messenger RNA of Geodia barretti, 373 nucleotides long. Lineage: Eukaryota; Metazoa; Porifera; Demospongiae; Tetractinellida; Geodiidae. The record is from the annotation of a GenBank genome assembly.